CGCCAAUCGCGGGGCGGGGCGGCAGCAGCGCCGCUGCCCGCGGAGGGAGCGCGGGGCUGCGGCACCGCCGGUCGGCUCCGCAACGGGACCCGCACCGCAGCGGGACCCGCGCCGCAACGGGAACCGGCGCUGCAACGGGACCCGCACCCGCUGACCGGCUCCCUGCCCGAACCGGCGCCGGACCCUGACCCGCAGCGGCGCCGACAGCCCGCACGUCGCUCUUUACCGGCACAGGGACCCUGUCCCGCUGCCCCGCUCCUCACCGGCACCGGGACCCCCCACCUCGGUCCUUUCCGGCACCGGGACCCCGCGCCGGGAUCCGCAUCCCAUUCCGGCACCGGGACCCGCUUCCCGCUCCCCACCGGCACCCGCGUCGCCCCCGCGGGGUCCCGGCGGCUCCCGGGCGGCGGGGCAGGUGCAGGAGGGAGCAGAGAAGUCCCCGUGUCCCUGCUGCCCUGCCAGAAGAGGGGAAACCAAGAGGAAGCUCUGAUCCAUCUUUCCCGGCAGCACAGUGAAGCCCAGGACACAAUUCUGAGCGGCCAAACUUGACGGGACAACACUGUCCUGCCGCCUGCUGGCCCCAUCCCACCACCAGCACCGCCACUGUCCCUGUUGUCCCCUGCCAAUGCCGGUGGGUGGAGACCACAUGCUCGAUUGCUGCGCUGGCACCCCAAGCGUUGGGCCAAGCUGUGGGCCCUGCUUCUUCCCGCGGGACAGUGGCGAUGGGGGCUGCUCUCUCCACCGGAGCGAUCGUGGCAAUUUCUUUUAACUGUGUCAUCGCGUUGCUCAUCAUCAUUCUCUUCCUCAUCCUCUGCAAGGCCUGCAAGACCCCCUCGUGCCCCAAGAAGAGUCCGGCUUCUGAUGCAGACGAGGCAAGGAAUGAAGAGAAGUACCUGCUGCAGCCCUGAGCUGCUUGGGGACUUGGGUACCCAGCUGUGCUGAAGGAAUUGUGGCAGCGUGGAUGCCCGCACUAGGACGGAGCGCUGGCCUGGGUACAAUGAAAGCAAAGGCGAUACUCAGCCACUCACAGGAGCCAUGACUUGGUUUUGGUGUGUAAAGUCCCUGUGGAUGACGACAGCGACUGUGGGGAUGGAGAGACAGGAGCCAGGGAUGUGCUGCGGGGUCAAACCCGCCUGUCCCAGCGGCCAGCGAGUGCAGCAAGAGCCCUGCCUUAGAAUGCAGUCUAUAUUUGGGGACAGUCCAUGGGCUCCUCCCUGGCGCUCAUGGCCUCGGCCAGCGACCACCACAUCGCAGACCUAAGCGGGGCCAGCCAGGGGCUCAGAGAGGGGAGGUAGCAGAGCUGGCACGUCUGCCUGUCCCCAAGUGGGCCCCAUCAGCAGAAUGGGCUGUUACUGGUUCGGGUGUCUUUGGGGAUAGCCCUGGGGUGCCGUGUGCCCCCAGUCUCAGGGGAGCAUUUGGCACCCGUCUGUCCCAGCAGCCAGUUUAAUAAGCCAAGAGAGGGUCUGCAUGGUCUGUCUGUUCAUCCCCAGUCUGUCUGUCAAUCCCCUCCAGCAUUAGAACCAACACUGCCACACAAACGGCCCUCCUCCUCGCUGGGUGCGUGUUCCUGCCUGCCCUCCUGCCUGCUCCCGACUGAGACCAGCCAGCGAGGUUUGACCUGCCCAUCGGCAGCAGACGUGUCCUUGUCGGCAUCUGCAUUCCUGCUGAGAGCAGCCUGGGAUAUCUUUUAUGUUGGGGAGGUGGGAGACACGGGGAUUGAUGAAGGUGCCUGGCCAAACAGCACUGAAGGGUCUUCCAGCCCUGUUGCUCCCUGGGGACAACUGUGGCUCUGAGGGGAAGGAUGGGGGUUGUCUGGCUUGUCCCCAGGCCUGGCAGCUGCCUUUCCCGGGUCUGUCUGCUGGUGUUGUGGGUUUUGGAGGGCUCUGUCCUGCCCAUCCUAGAGCCGAGCAAUAGCCAAGGUCUCUGCUGGCACAACCAGUGCAAUAAGAGGACAGGGCGGGGUCUAUGCCAGGUGGACACCAGCCAGGGACCCUGCGCAGGCUUGGCCAGUCUUGGCAGAGCCUGUGGUUCCUCCCCACGUCAGGUGUAGCUAACAGAUCCCUUCGCAAUGGUGUUUUUACUAGGCUAAUAAACCAACUGUAGGACCCAGGUAGCGUCUCUGAGCUCUGCCCAGCACCUGGAAAAUUUGGGGGAGAUGGCGUGUCUUGCCCAUCCUGUCCCACAGGCUUGAGGAGUGGCUGUCCCAGGGCUGGUGGCCAAUGUUCCUGCAGGAUUGCGGGUUGUUGCUGGGUGAUGGCAGCAAGGAAGGGCUCAUGUCUGUAGCCAUCUGUGGCUUUUAAAUGCUGGGUGAGAAAUCUGGCUGGGUAUUUCAUGACAGCAGCAUGACGCACGCUGGGCUAGGGGCAUGUCAGCGGAGAGCAGUCCCCAGCCCCAGUGCCAGAGGCACCUGAGAGUUUCCAAGCCACAACCUUAAGUUAGAGGGAUGCUUUUGGUGGACGCAUGCCAGGUGAGCGGAUGGAGGAAACCUGCCACUACUCUUGCCUGGUGGAAGAAAUGCCUCUGGUCCUCAGUCCUGGCAGUUGUGCAUAAGGCUCCAGCGGUCACAGCCCGUUGCUGCUCAUCAGCAUGCAGUGAGGCUACUGCUGCUCCUGCUGCCACCGCAGCCACGUAGCAGCUAAUCCCUUUGCUGCAAAGCGCCAGAGUGGUGGCAAGGCUCUGCAAACCCCAGCGCCCAGCCGUUCUGCAGCCGCCGGCUGGGUUGAAGCAGCUGAGCUGCCCUGGGGAGAGGGGAGUUAUGGAGCAUCCAGAAGCUGGGGGGUUGCAGCUGCUGUAAUACCCAGAUGGCAGUGGUGGCAUUUCCCUCUUCCACAGCUGUGGCGGGGCAUGCCAGGUCCCCAGCCACCCUCUGGCUUAUGCUGCCACCCCAGAGUCCAGGGAGAUGUGUGUGACUGACCUCACAAAUGCUGUGGGGCCGCAGCUCAGUCUCUCUGGUCACUCACUGUGGGGCCGGCUGCCAUCGGGCUGCAGCCCUGAGGUUUCCCUAGGGCUGGCAGGACCAGCCUUCACCUGCUCUCCACGGGGCUCUCAGCCAGUGCAAACCCGGCGGAGGGCUGGGAGGAGCUGAGGGCUGUGUGGCUCUGAGGGACCGAGCGCAGUGAGGUGUGCCUGACCCCAGAGAUGACUGCAUGCCACAGCUCUCCCAGCAACUCCAUUUAUUUGUCCAGGCAUGGAAGCAAAGUGUUCCUGCUAUGCAAAGAGCAGGCAGCAUGUGGCCCGUGCCUUGCAUGCCAAGCAGCCACCAAUCAAAGCCAGACUUGUUCGGCCGGCAGCCCUGGCAAAGCCAUCGUUCCCACACGCUCACUCCUCUGCCUUGCUCUCUGGCUCUCUCACCAGGUUAAGGAUCUUUUCCAGCUUUGCAAUUUCCACCUCAGGACCCUUCUUAACCUCCUGGCCUUUCUUCCCCUGCGAAGAGAGCAAGAGAGGGAAAGCUGUGAGCAGGGAGAACCACGGGAAUGGGGAUGGGUCCAUCGUGUCCCAGCUUGCCGCCCUCUCCACAGGGCAAUGCCUCUGCCUGUUCCUGUAUUUCAAGCCCAAGGUGCCACAAGAUAGGUAAAAGCCCCCAUGGGGUGAUGAUAAGGCAGCGUUUAAGUGGAGAUGGGAGUGGAUCUGUUGAUCCACAGUGACACAAUCUGUCUAUUCCCUCUUUUCUCCCAGCCACAUGGGACUAAACCAACCUCUAAGCCCUCCAGCUUUUCCCCACACACCCUGGGGAAGUGCCAGGCGUGAACGACUCCCAGGGCAGUCACAGCAAUGCAGCUGUCCAAACCACCCUAAAACAGUCCCACCGUACCCACUCUAUGCCAGGGCUCCUGGGGAGAGGCAGCCACAGGAGCAGGGACUUGGCCUUUAGCACCCAAAUCUGCUCACUGGGAGGGCAGGUGGGUACAGAGAACCCCUCACCUGGGGGUGCUAAGCGAGUCCCAGGUGGGCUGUUAGCUUGUCACUGAGGCUCUCUUGCCCCUAGGCACACUUCGAGCAUCCCUGUGCCUCACUACAUGUUGCUGUGCCACUGCAGCACAUACCCGGUGUAGGCAGUGAGGAAAAACCCUUUACACCGCUCCCUGGGCACCUCUUCCCACCCUCCCGGGAGCUUGAUUCCCAGCCUGCCCAGUUCAGUCCUUGCUUGCUUGGGAGCCAUGGGAUCUUCCAGGCCUGAUGGGAGACAAUGUACCUGCUAAGGGUACUGGUGCUACUCAAAGUUUCAGGCAGAACAUGUCGUCUCCCCACUGUGGGGCUGCAGUGUGUUCUCAUCAGAGCCUGGGACUCUGGGAAGGUGAUAAUGGGGUCUAGGCUCUCCAGAUAACGGCACCCGCACCCACAGCAGAAGAAUUUCCCAUCCUGCCUUCAGUCCAUCAAGCCCUCUGGCACCUGAGCAUCUAUCCUGUGGGGUUCUUCCAAAACAACA
Messenger RNA from Cuculus canorus (common cuckoo), 4426 nucleotides. RefSeq names its product energy homeostasis associated (gene ENHO). NCBI's taxonomy places the organism in Eukaryota, Metazoa, Chordata, Aves, Cuculiformes, Cuculidae. The record is from RefSeq and is a predicted model, not a curated record. The transcript has 2 exons. The coding region runs from base 723 to 908 and encodes 61 amino acids.